Messenger RNA from Klebsormidium nitens, 3206 nucleotides. NCBI's taxonomy places the organism in Eukaryota, Viridiplantae, Streptophyta, Klebsormidiophyceae, Klebsormidiales, Klebsormidiaceae. The record is from the annotation of a GenBank genome assembly.
UUUCAAGCUCUCUGAAAUUUGAAUGGUUGCCUUCAAGUUCUGGCACCUUCUUUCUAAUCCAGAUGAAUUACCUAAAGCAGGAUGUCCUCUGCAGAGGUAGCCGCUUAUCAAGAGGGCGCUCCAACAUGUUCCAGCUCUUGGUUUGUCAGCAUGCAGAAUGCAGCAAGGGGAGGUGAACGUUCCGUGUGGAUAGAUACCAAGAAGCAGGGACAUCUAUACUUUUUCAUACACGUUCAAAGCCUUUUGUCAUCAACGCCGCCACGCGCCUUUUAAGGCUUGCGGAUGCACCAUAUUUUCCAAGGGAGCCCGGUGCCGCGCCCAGCAGCGUCGAUCUUGACAUGUGACUGAUGAUGUGACUGCGCAGCGCACCAGGAUAUCUGAGCAGUGCCGCAAUCUGCUAUGGAGGCAAUCUACCCGACUUUCUCCCAAGCCCAAACUGCCCCAUGGAAGCUUCAAAACGGGAGCGGUUCUAAAUUGGUAGGCACGAACAGGGGUAUCUAGACGUGACCACUGAUCGUGUGUAGUCCCCCCUUACUUCAGGGCUACAAAUGGACGGACCAGAUCAACGAGGAUUGUGGGCAGAUCACGCUUAUUACGCCAGGAAUAUACCAGGUACCAGGGCUUUCUGAACCGAGGAUCAGGACGGACGGUUCUCUAACCGGGGGGGGAAAGCGAAAGCGGGUCGGUUUCGGCUCAGGGGGUACUUCCAAGGGGUUCAGGACCCCCUGUGGAACAGCAGGGCGCGGGAGAUCAGGACGGACGGUUCUCUAACCCGGGGGGAAAGCGAAGCUGCAGGGCAAAGCGGGUCGGCUCUGGCGCAGGGGGUACUUUCAAGGGGUUCAGGACCCCCCUGGAACAGCAGGGCACGGGCGAUCAGGACGGACGGUUUUCUGACGGGGGGGCAAGUGAAGCUGCAGGGCAAAGCGGGUCGGUUUCGGGUCAGAAGGUACAUCCAAGGGGUUUAGGACCCCCCCGGAACAACAGGGCACAGGGGAUCAGGACGGACAGAUUUCUGACGCGGGGGAAAGCGAAGCUGCAAAGCAGAAGAAGUCCGCAACGUGACGCCUCAGGGGGGCAACUCCAAGGGGGCCAGGAGCCCCCGGAAUAGCAAAGGAUUAGUGCAAUAGUUUCGGAUAUCCUUCGGAGACAGUUUCCGGGCAGUUUGCCGGUGCCGCCUGACGCGGGGCUACGCAGCAACACAAGCCGUCCGUAAUUGGAAGGAUUUGGUUCCGGGGAGACCCUAGUUGGGGAGCGGAACGGCCCAGCUUUGUCCUUGGGGGAGUCUUCCAGGCGACUCAUUGGCCCCAGAAACAGCAAUACAAAGGGGUGUACUGAGUCAACUUUGUUUCUGGGGUUACCCGCCGGUUAGGGAGUCCGGUCUUUCCCUAACCCCCGCCGCCAGAAUGGAUGCCGACGGCCCCGACGCAGAAUUGAUAGCGCUUUUAACCGAGCAUAUCCAGGCACUUUUAGGGGAGCAGGGGAGGGAGUUCGGAAGGGGGGAUGAGGGUCCAGGCAAAUUGUCCCCCCGGAAAGUGCUCCGGCUGCAACAGCAGCAUAAGAAGUUGCGCGAAGCUGCGACGUUUCUGCAGUUGCUGACAGGGGCGGCGAGUACCGCCAACCCGGGGAGAAGAGAAGCUAACCCGGGGUUAACAGGAGUUAAGCCGGGGAGAAGAGAAGCUAACCAGGGGGAAGCGGCGACCGGCACACGGAAGAUGGAGAACAGGUCGGAGCAGUCGAGAGACUCCGGGGGGGGUCAAGGGCCCAGCGCUCGGGGGGGCGCGUCGGCAGCCCCCGUGUCCUCAUCAAUAAGCGGAGGGUUUUCCGCGGCUGUCUCGGAAGUGCAAGGGAUUGCCGCCAAAGAGCGCCUUUUCUUGAAGCGUCUGCGAUCGCUCGAGCGGCGGAAACCCGUGGAGAAAAUGACGGGCGACGAUUUCCUCGAGCUGAUGGACGUUUUCCACCAGGAAGGUCCGGCCACGUGGCAGCUCGGGGGCGCUGCCACGUGGCCGCUCUCUGCGGGCCCCCAAGUCUCGGGCAUCAGCCGUGCGCCCAGUGCGCCUGCGCGGUCGGAAGCGCAGGUUUCCGCCGCCCCUAGUUCGUUCGUCAGCAACGGCGGGGGUGGGGUGAAAAGGCCCCACAGCCUGGAUCUGAACCUGCCAGCCUUUGGGGAGUUCGUUCCGGCCGCUAAGCGGGGAUCGAUAGAGUUUGUUGCGGCGGGUGGUGUAACGGUCGGGGCGACCCUUGCGCCUCCAUUCCCCGUGUCUUGGUCGCCUGCAAAGACGCGGGACGCGGUUCCCGACACUAAUGCAUCGCAAGCAUUAACCGAAACUGCCUCGUUGGGUUCUCCGUCCUUGUCAUUGUCUCUCUGUCCUCCAGGAGAGCAUCCGCCAACACACGAUCCGCAAAUCGAUUUGAACCGUGAGCCGGGGUGAGCGGAUUGGGAGCAAGCGGCUCAGCGUUUGUCUAGGUAUAUAGCAAGUUCUAGAAGGAGCUGCUUCGUUCGCACAACGUGGUGGGCCAGGGUUUGUGGAGUAGGAUCGCACAGCUAGUCAGACAUUGCUUUAUUAAGCAUAUGGGCUAGUUAAAUGGGCCUCCUCAGAUAGGUCCUGGCCGUCCUCUUAUGUCUCUGGAGCUGUCGUGUAAGGAGUGCUCUUUGGAGCUGCCAAGGGGCCUCAAGUUUAUCAGCCGCGCAGUGGGUGAGCACCUGCGGCAAACUGCCAUAAUUGCAUGCGUAUGUAACAUAGGUUGUCUAGUGCUUUCGGCUCUAAAGCAUUAUCAAUUCAGGGUCCAUAAGGCGCUCUUACUGUAGCUAGGGACUCAUAUACUAGCAAACACAUGCACGACAUGUUUGCGUUCUGAAUCAAACCUCGAAGGACAUAAUCAAGUGGGCCGUCGGUGUCCGUCUUGAAUUGAGAAGCGUUGGAAAUAGUCAUUGUAGAAGCUGUUUUCCAUUGUUGCUCGCAGCGGAAGGCCGUCUGCAGACAAACUUCGACUCAUACCAAUCAAUGCACCGUCAGUAGUCAAAGCUAGUUGCUCACUGUGUACUUUUGAUAGAACACUACCGUAGUACACAUUGAGAGAUUUUGUCAUAUCAUAAUUGCAAGUCCGACUAGGCUAAAGAAAUUACUUGAACCUUAACACUGCACUGCAUUUGAAGUGCCAUGUUAUAAGGCUAUUGCACAACUUGAACGUAGUGAGUUUGAUCCGGC